Ogataea philodendri is the source of this 1179-nucleotide messenger RNA. RefSeq lists its product as uncharacterized. Bases 1 to 1179 code for a protein of 392 amino acids. The transcript has 2 exons. NCBI's taxonomy places the organism in Eukaryota, Fungi, Ascomycota, Pichiomycetes, Pichiales, Pichiaceae. The record is from RefSeq and is a predicted model, not a curated record.
AUGAAUGUCAUGAGCGAAGGCAGCGGCUUCGUCUUCAGAACCGGCGGAGAGUCUGGUGGAGAAGGCAGCUUCUGUGUGAUGGUCUUGGCCGACUCGCAUGAUCUAUUUGUCGGCUCCGUAAGACUUGGUCUUGUACUUACCGUUCAGCAAGAUGAUGUCCUGAGGUCUGUAGUCGAACUUCUUGGUGAAGAAAGACUCCAGGAUGUUCUUGGUACCCUGGGCAUAUCUGACCUGGGCAUCGAUAACGGAUCCGGAGUAGUGAGGAGUCAUGGCGUUACCAGCACCGUACUUGUUGGCCAUGGAUCUCCAUGGGUGGUCCUUUGGAGCUGGUUGAGGGAACCAGACGUCUCCACCGUAGCCUCUGAGCUGGCCAGACUUGACUGCGGCUGCAACGUCCUCAGCAACACAGAUGGCACCUCUGGCGGUGUUGACCAGCCAGGCGCCCUUCUUGAAGUGCUUGAGCAAGUCUGCGUUGAUCAGGCCCUUGGAUCCAGCGUGCAAUGGACAGUUGACCGUGACAAUGUCGGCCUGCGCAACAAGCUCCUUCAAGUCCUCGACUCUUCUGGCACCAACCUUUUCUUCGGCUUCCUUAGGCAGCGACUGGUAGUCGUAGUACAGCAGCUCCUUAGGGUUGAAAGGAAGGAGUCUUUCCAGGACUCUGUAGCCAAUUCUUCCAGCACCAAUGGUGGCAACAACCUUACCUUCGACGUCAAAGGAGUCCUUGGCAACCUCGGCGACGUCCCAGCCGCCAGAGAUGAUUUGCUCGUGGGCAGGAACAAAGUUUCUCACCAGCACCAAGAUGGUCAUCACAACGUGCUCGGCAACAGAAACAACGUUCGAUCCAGUCACCUCGAGAACGGAAAUGUCUCUUCCGGACUGGUUGAUGUAGUCCAAGUCGAUGUGGUCGGAUCCAACACCAGCAACAACCAGCAACUUGAGGUUCUUAGCCUUUUGGAUUCUCUCCUUGGUGAUGUAGGCUGGAUGGAACGGAGUGGAGAUGAUGAUGUCUGCAUCAGGGAUGUUCUUCUCCAAAGUGGAGUUAGGGCCCUCCUUGUCGGAAGUGACGACCAACUCAUGGCCUUGCUUCUCGAGCCAGUCCUUGAUUCCAAGGGCAUUUUCGGUACAUCCAUAAAGUCUGGAUUCGUCUUGGGCGUGCUUUCCUGCGUCGUAGAGAACUAG